CCCAAUAGAUGGCUGUAUUGCUGAUGAUGAUAUCUACAACGGUCUCUCUGACCAGAUUGAUGAAACAGUGGAUGAGGAUGAUGACCUUUAUGACUGUGUGGAGGAUGAGGAGAAUGAGGGGGAUGAGAUAUAUGAAGACCUGAUGAGGGCCGAUGAGCCAUCGGAGACGCAGAAGAUGGAGGUGGAUAAGAGAGAAUGCUGCCUGCAGGAGAUCAGACUGACAGAGGAGAAAUACACUGACACGCUGGAAUCCAUAUUACAGCACUUCAUGAAGCCCCUCCAGAAGUUCCUUCAGCCUCACGACAUAGAGAGCAUCUUCAUCAACACGGCGGAUCUGGCUGUAACCCAUCGUAGUCUACUGGGGGAGAUCCAGACCUCGAUCUUAACCCUGAAUGCCGAGAACCUUUACCAGGUCUUCAUCAACUACAAAGAGAGGUUGUUGCCGUAUGGGCGGUACUGCAGUCAGGUGGAAGCAGCUACUAAACACCUGGACAAGAUGUCCGCCAUGAAGGAAGGAGUUAAGAUGAAACUAGAGGAGUGCUCUAAGAGGGCUAACAGUGGCAGGUUCUCUCUGCGUGAUCUACUCAUGGUUCCCAUGCAGAGAGUCCUCAAAUACCACCUACUGCUCCAGGAGCUGGUGAAACACACCUCCAGCAAUACAGAGAAAGAAAACCUUCGGACGGCUCUAGACGCCAUGAGAGACCUGGCUCAGUGUGUGAACGAGGUAAAGAGAGACAACGAGAUCAUCAAACAGAUCACCACCUUCCAGUUGUCUAUAGAGAACAUGACUCAGUCUCUGGCUCUGUACGGACGACCCAAGAUAGAUGGAGAACUGAAGAUCAGCUCCUCAGAGAAGAAGUCCAAACAGGACAGGUAUGCGUUCCUGUUUGACAAGGCGAUGCUAGUGUGUAAGAAGAAGAGUGGAGAGACGAUGGAACUGAAGGAGAUUAUAGACCUGCAGUACUACCAGCUACGAGAUGAGACCACCGGGGAGAAAGACAGCAAGAAGUGGUCACAUUUUUUCCUGCUUAUAGACUGUUAUGGGAAGUCAGGAUACGACCUUUUCUUCAAGACCAGAGAUCUCAAGAAGAAAUGGCUGGAGCAGUUUGAGAUGGCCCUGUCCAACAUGUGUCCAGAGAACUGUACUGCCAACAGUCAUGACUUCCAGAUGCACUGCUUUGAAGAUACCACCUCCUGCAAGGCCUGCAGUAUGCUCCUCAGGGGGAUAUUCUUCCAGGGGUAUCGUUGUAGUCGUUGCAGAAUGGCCGCUCAUAAAGAAUGUCUGGGAAGAGUACCAGGCUGCGGACGCAACUCAGACCACUCAGGGAACAUGAAGAAGAAUAAGAAGUCAGCUCCUCACAGACAAGCCAGUCCAGGCCUUCCUACAAUGGAGGUGUGUCAGGAGUACUAUGGGUUACCUCCGCCCCCUGUAGCGUUCGGCCAACCACUGCACCUCUCCAUGGGUGAUGUCAUCGAACUGACAAGAGCCGAUGCCAACCUAACGUGGUGGGAGGGCAAGAACGUGACGAUUGGUCAGAUGGGUUGGUUCCCCUGCAGUAAGGUCCAGCCCUUCAUCUCUAGACCAACUCCCGACCUAUCCGACUUCCUAUGGUUUGCGGGGAACAUGGACCGGUCAGAGGCGAAGAACCUCCUGAUUUCACGGUCGGACGGAACGUUUCUGGUCCGCCAGAAAGACGGAGGAGAGUUCGCAAUCAGCCUCAAGUUUAACAUGGACAUCAGACACAUCAAGAUCACGUCAACAGAAGGCCUCUACCGCAUCAACGAGAAGAAAGCAUUCAAAGGGUUAAUCGAGAUGGUUCAGUUCUACCAGCAACAUUCAUUGAAGGAGUAUUUUAAGGAUGUGGACACCACCCUCCAGACCCCCUUCAACCAGCCUGAACAGAGUGAUACACCCUUCAACACACCCUCCCCAGGUGGCAGUGUGCGUUCAUUCGGCACAGCUAGGGCCAGGUACGACUUCUCAGCCAGAGACCGUACAGAGCUGUCUCUGAGAGAAGGAGACACAGUCAAGGUCCUGUCUAAGAAAGCUCACAAUGGAUGGUGGAAAGGAGAGGUCUAUGGACGGGUCGGUCUGUUCCCAGCUAACUAUGUAGAAGAGGAUUACUCUGAAUACUGCUGAUGUCGCCUCACUGUCACACCUUCACAUGUGUGUGAAAGAGACAGUGUGUCCCAAUUCAACCCCUACCCCUUCCCUUGGCCCUAACCAGUGCAGUCAAAAAUGUGAUUUUACUGUUUUGUUUUUUUCAACAAUAUCUCCACACUAUGAGGUUGAAAUAACACUCUGAAAUUGUAUAAAAUUACGAUAAUGUCCUUUUGAAAACAAUGCUUGGAAUUUCAACCUGUUCAGGUGGGAUGGAGUUUUUGACCCACAGCAUGACAUCACAAUCUGAUCUGAUUUUUCUGACCAAUGACCAGUCAUCUUUUAUUUGCAUAUUUCUCCACCUACUUUGAAGGGGUAAGCUGGGUAGGCUCUAGUGCAGGGAUGAGCAGCUCCAGUCCCACUGUUUCCCUAGCAAACACAGCUGAUUAAACUGACUGUAAUUCUCAACUGAAGAACAUGAUCAUUGCAUUACUGGAGUCAGGUGUCUUAGUUGGGGCGGAAGUGUGACAACAAUCAGGCCCCCGAGGACUGGAGCUGCCCAUCCCUGCUCUAGAGUCUAGACAAUCCUAUCCGCCAAUCAGAGCUGUGCAUGUAAAUAUAUUUAAAUUUCUAUCAACACACCGACACGAUCAGACAGAGCAUUCCAAUUGGUGAAGGAGGCUCAGGGAAAUAAAUUAUAAAACAUUUAUUUGAAGUUAUUUUCAUGAAGUAAACACAGUGAUUUAUUAGACAUCCAGUGAUGAUUAAAAAUUAAAAAGACUGCGUGGAGGCGAUUAAAUGUUUGAUCUGCAAGAUAGAGGCAAUAUGGUGGAAGCCUUACCACGACCAUAGAGAAUGAUAGAGGCCUCUAGUGGCCAAAGGGUUGUAUUAGCACGGGGCAGCACCAUUGAGGGCUUCCACCAUUUCAAUGUCGUCAACUGGCUGGGACUUCCAACUUCAUUGGCUGAUCCCUACCUGGUGACCUUGUUGGGAGUCAUGUGCAGCCCGGGUCAUCAGGAGGUAUCAGCCAAUCGUGAAGAAGAAAAUGGGACUACUUCAAAAUGGCUUCAAUGGCACUGCCCAUGAUGUCACAGACGCCGUAGUGGGACGGAUACAAUGAUACGGCCUCUUUCCAUCUCUAUGACCCCCCCCCCCCCCCACUACACACGGAUACAAUGAUAUGGCCUCUUUCCAUCUCUAUGACCCCCCCCCCACUACACACGGAUACAGCCCUGGUCAGACGUGUUAAUGUCGAGGGACCCCCUGGCUUCCUCCUGUGUGUAGAACUCAAUGCACUGAUCCAAUGUUUCUGCUGUGAAUAAACCCUCUGACGUA
Molecule: messenger RNA, 3436 nt
Organism: Oncorhynchus masou masou (cherry salmon)
Lineage: Eukaryota; Metazoa; Chordata; Actinopteri; Salmoniformes; Salmonidae
Product: proto-oncogene vav-like
Exons: 23
Coding region: 143-2140 (665 amino acids)
Biological process (GO): cell migration; intracellular signal transduction; regulation of GTPase activity
Cellular component (GO): cytoplasm
Molecular function (GO): guanyl-nucleotide exchange factor activity; protein binding
Source: RefSeq, a predicted model, not a curated record